AAUGAAAUAACCAAGAGUAUAUUUAUAUAUAAUAACUGUAUAUGUUUGACUGAAACUCGUGAAGGAACUGUGACGGUGUUUCUCCUCGGCGCAGCAUUAGGCGCGGGACCGCGUGACGUCACCUCCGGUCGCCGGUUGUGCAGAUGAUGACGAUGGAGGAGGAAGAGGCAGUGGGCAGGCGCGUGAGCUGUGACGGACACAGAGGGACUGUCCGUUAUGUGGGGCCGGUUCCGCCCACCGCAGGCGUGUGGUUGGGAGUGGAGUGGGAUCAUCCGGACAGAGGAAAGCAUGAUGGGAGCCAUGAAGGAGUGCGCUACUUCAGCUGCAGACACCCGACGGGCGGCUCGUUCGUGCGGCCCAAGAAGGCCAGCUUCGGCGUGGAGUACGUGACGGCCCUGAAGCGGCGCUACGAGGAGGAGCCGGAGGAGCCGGCGGGAGACGAGCUGAAGAUCUCCAGCAGAACCGUCAUGAUGGUCGGCUUUGAUGACGUCAAGCUCAAACAGAAGGUGGAGAAGCUGACGGAAGUGGGUCUGAGGAGGUGUGAGGUGUCCGGUCCCGGCCCGCAGAAUGAGAUCAGAAACACCACGCCGUUCGUUCAGUCUCUGGAUCUCUCUGGAAACCUGCUGAGCUCAUGGGAGAUUGUGGCGGCCGUCACAGAGCAGCUGGAGUCUCUGCAGGAGCUGCAGCUCAGUCACAAUAGAUUGAGUAUCUCCAGUGACCCCUGUCACUUAAGCCCCGCCUUCUCCCGUCUGAGGGUGCUGUCACUCAACAGCUGCGCGCUCACCUGGACUCAGGUUCUCCAUUGCGCCCCCAUGUGGCAGCAGUUAGAGGAACUGUAUCUCGCUGACAAUGACAUCACAGAGUUACUGAGACCGGAUCAUGUGCUGCAGACUCUGAGAGUGCUGGAUCUGUCCAAUAACCAGAUCCUGCAGGAGACGGUGCUGGAAAUCUCACAUUUACCCUGGUUGGAGAAGCUGAAUCUGUCCGGCAGCGGUUUAUCUGAGGUUCAGUUCAGUGACGCUUCGGCAGGUGAGAAGACGGCUCUGUUUCCUGCGCUGAAGACUCUCUUAUUAGACGACAACAACAUUUCAGAGUGGCGUGUGGUGAACGAGCUGGAGAAGCUGCGCUCUCUUCUUCAUCUGUCCUGCCGGAGGAACCCGCUGCUGCAGAGAGAGAAGAACCUGGAGACGGCCCGACAGAUCCUGAUCGCCCGCCUGAGCCGACUGCAGCUGCUGGACCGGAGACAGGUGGAGCCGGACGAGAGGAGGGGGGCGGAGCUUGAUUACUGUAAGAGGUUUGGAUUGGCGUGGCUUCAGGCUGGAGGUCACAUCGACCCGGAGAAGAGCCGCCCCAACACUGACUUCCUGACGGAGCACCCACGCUUCCUCGCGCUCAUCCACAAGUACGGCGCUCCAGACGAGGGCGAGAUGAGAGAACAGAAGCCGUUCGCUCUGAAGAAUCAGUUAUUAACCGUGACCUUCGUUUGUCCAGAGGAUUCUGGGAGGAAGCCCAUAGAGAAGAAGCUGCCAGAGUCCAUGAUCGUCCAGAAGGUGAAGGGGCUUCUGCACCGGCUGCUCAAACUGCCCGGAGUCGAGCUGAAGCUCAGCUACACCUGCGCCAAGAUGGCCGGUAGAGAGAUCGAGAUCGACAACGAUCUGAAGCCGCUGCAGUUUUACUCGGUGGAGGACGGAGACAGGAUUCUGGUGCGCUGGUCCUGAUGGACCCGCAGGGGAUUCUGGGACUUUGGAGCUGUAUAGACUGAGCGUCACUCUGAUCCAGAAGAGCUGAGCAGCGGGACGCUCCGGAUCAAGAGAAGAGCUGGAGAAAUCAUCUCUGUAUUUGUGUUUGCGAUGAUAGAGCGACAGGAAACACAAGCAUUGCCAAACUCUCUGAUGCUUCAGUGUCUGUGAGUCUCCAGCAGAGGGCGCUUCAGACACACUUCAGCAGAUGAAAUACAGUUAUAUUCACACCAAUGUCAUUUUUUUUUUUUUAAAUACAAUAAAUUCAGUAGAUCAUAUUACCAUGAUAUAUACGUCACUUUUAUGUAAUAUUUAAAUUAAAAAAAAAAUGUCCAUGUUACAGAAAGCAACUGUGAAUUGAAUAAAAGUGCUUAAUUGUCAUUAAAAUCACGUCAUUCCAAAAA
Molecule: messenger RNA, 2143 nt
Organism: Megalobrama amblycephala (Wuchang bream)
Lineage: Eukaryota; Metazoa; Chordata; Actinopteri; Cypriniformes; Xenocyprididae
Gene: tbce
Product: tubulin folding cofactor E
Exons: 17
Coding region: 144-1718 (524 amino acids)
Molecular function (GO): protein binding
Source: RefSeq, a predicted model, not a curated record